Lycium barbarum (goji berry) is the source of this 1165-nucleotide messenger RNA. RefSeq lists its product as uncharacterized. Gene Ontology annotation, molecular function: catalytic activity. The transcript has 5 exons. The record is from RefSeq and is a predicted model, not a curated record. NCBI's taxonomy places the organism in Eukaryota, Viridiplantae, Streptophyta, Magnoliopsida, Solanales, Solanaceae. The coding region runs from base 86 to 913 and encodes 275 amino acids.
UUGGACAUAAACUCUCAGCUAUAUAUAUGUAUCUAUCAUCUUAAUUCUUCUAGAGAAAGAGGGAAACUAUUAAGAGUUUGAGAAAAUGGGAAACUUAUUUGCCGUGAUGAAGCCAAUGUUGCAUUGUAUAAUGAAAGUUAUGGGAAUGACAUCCCAAAUGGUGGAGAUAGAACCAGGAACCAUAAUGCAUUUUUGGGUUCCAAACAACAAAUUACCAAACAAAUCAAAGCCUGCAGUUGUAUUUGUUCAUGGAUUUGUUUCCAAUGGAAUUAUUACUUGGCUUUUUCAAGUGCUCUCCUUAAGAGCUUCAGGUUCCGAUUUUGCGAUCUACGUCCCUGAUUUACUUUUCUUCGGAGACUCUAUCACCGAUCGUCCCGAACGGUCAACGGAUUUUCAGGCAGAAUGUUUAGCAAAAGGAAUGAAGAAGCUGGGUGUGACUAAGUUUUCUCUUGUUGGGCUAAGUUAUGGAGGAAUGGUUGGUUUCAAGUUGGCUCAAUUGUAUCCUGACUUGGUUGAAUCUAUGGUUAUGUCAAGUACAGUUAUAGAGUUAACUGAGUCUAUUAGCAAUGUUUCGUUGAAGAACAUUGGGUUCACAAAUUGGCCUGAUUUUCUUUUGCCAAAAACUAUCUCUGGAGUCAAAGUGCUUCUAUCUAUUGGCUCCCACAAGUUGCCAUGGUUGCCUGAAUUUUUCUACAGGGAUUUUCUUGAGGUAAUGUUUGGAAACAGAAAGGAGAAAAUGGAACUUCUUGAAGCUUUAGUAGUUAGUGACAAAGACGCCACUAUCAGUGCCCCUAAUUACUCUCAGAGGAUUUACAUUUUAUGCGGAGACGACGACAAGAUUUUUAAUAUGACAGUUUCUGAUAAGAUGAAAGAUGCAGAAAAUUGGGAGAAAAUGCAACAAUCCAAUAUAUAAAAAGUGCGGGACAUCUGGUUCAAUUGGAGCGACCAUGCACUUACAAUCAUUAUCUCAAGAAAUUUCUUUCACACUCGUGAAUUGGCUUGUGAACCUGCGAUGAAUCUGUAUAAAGAUUUGAAUUAUGUGUACUAGAAGUUUAUUAAUUUUUUAUGUUGUUGAUUUAAUUUAAUUUGUUAUAAGACAUUGUUACUUCUGCGAUAUUAUUAAAUAGAGUUAUCUGGAAUAGUUAAUUAUUGUUAUUUAAGGUAA